Brassicogethes aeneus is the source of this 906-nucleotide messenger RNA. NCBI's taxonomy places the organism in Eukaryota, Metazoa, Arthropoda, Insecta, Coleoptera, Nitidulidae. The record is from the annotation of a GenBank genome assembly.
UUUCCGUUAACGUUCUUUAACUAAGUAAUCGAAUAAAUUCGAAUAGUUAGAUUUCCAUAAAGUAAAGCAAAUGCAACCAGCAAAAUUAUGUCGACGAGUUCCAUUGUGAAAGCGACGAAGUUAAGGUUCACGAUAUCGGACGAUUUGUUCCUUUUAAAUAAAGUGAUUGAAUCUAAUCCGUACGACGACGGUUUAAGGUGGAAGGCGAUACGAAAUGCAAUUGUGGAGGACACCGGCAAAAAUUUUACGGUGCGUGCGACUAGGGAACACGUGGAUCACCUAUUAAAAUUAUUUAUAAAAAGCGACUAUUACAAUUUGAGAAAAUCAGCCACCGAUGAUCAAUACGAACAAAAAAUACUUUUGUUAAAACAAAUUUCUGAUUAUGUGUAUUUGAAAAAUGAACGGAAUGGGAAUGGAUUGGAGUUGGACAAUGAAAUUAAUGCAACUUCUGAACAUAUUAAAAUUGAAGUCGAGGAAGCAACUUUGGAGGACAUUAACUCUCAGGAAGAUGAUAUUACGGAACAGCCUUUAAUCGAAAGUGAAACCCCAAUAAAUAACAAUCUAAACAGUAUUCCUUCAUCAAAAACUAAUCCCAGAGCUUCAGCCAUCCUAGUUAGAAGGCCUCGUAAAAGAAUAAUACCCAGCACAGCCUACAGUACCUACUUCCAAUACAAACGAGAUUCGGAAAACAAACUAAGGGAAAAAGAAUUGGAUUUGGAGGAACGUAAACUUGCAGCGGAAGAACGUAGAAUCAAUUUAGAAGAAUUAAAGUUCGCACAAGAAAAAACUGAAAAGGAACAGCGUCUACAAAUUGAGUUAGAAGAAAGAAGGCACCGACUUAAACUGGAAACUCAGCAACAAGAAAUAUAUACUUUGUUAAUACAGUUUUUAAUAAAUAAAAAAUAG